Messenger RNA from Vidua chalybeata, 4311 nucleotides. RefSeq names its product epidermal growth factor receptor pathway substrate 8 (gene EPS8). Gene Ontology annotation, cellular component: vesicle; plasma membrane; ruffle membrane. Gene Ontology annotation, molecular function: actin binding. The record is from RefSeq and is a predicted model, not a curated record. Lineage: Eukaryota; Metazoa; Chordata; Aves; Passeriformes; Viduidae. The coding region runs from base 485 to 3007 and encodes 840 amino acids. Gene Ontology annotation, biological process: positive regulation of ruffle assembly; Rho protein signal transduction; regulation of Rho protein signal transduction. The transcript is spliced from 23 exons.
UGAUGGCUCUGACUUCACCUGCUUCUGCAAAUGAGUCACGGAGUGUUAUAAAAAGCAAGGACCUGCCAAGUCUCAUUUCUUGGGACUGAGUGGAAAUUCCAGCAAGCAGCUGCUCUUUGGUUAGUUUAUACUUUUCCUCUGCAGGUUUCUUGGAGAGGGCCCGGAAUCACAGACACUUUGUAGCAGAAAGGACCUGUUGCUCUGUUUUGAUAGCUGUGGCUCGGUGGAAUUAGCUGUUUGGUCCAGAUAUGAUUCUGAACUUCCUAAGGGAUCUUGGUGAAGCCUGGAAGGAGCCUCGGGAACAUAAUUAAGCAGUGAUUUGUCCUGUUGGGCAGCUGCCUUCUGAGUGCCUCUGGAGAGAUGCCAGCCAGCUGAAUUAAGCAGUAGCAGGGACAGCAUCUACCCAGGCUGAAGUUCUGAGCCCAGGCACGUGGCGUUUGCACAAGUGUUCACUGGUGGUUUCUCCCAGUGAGUGGCGGUGAGAAUGAAUGGGCACGUCUCAAACACCCCUCCCGGUGGAUAUGGAAGUUACUUCCCUCAAAUGAAUGGCUAUGGCUCCCCAACCUUUGCUCAGGCAGAGAGGGAACAGAAUUCAAGAACAAGUGCAAAAGCUCUCUAUGAACAAAGAAAGAAUUAUGCACGAGACAGUGUCAGCAGCAUAUCUGAAACAUCACAGUACCACGUGGAGCACUUGACCACCUUUGUUCUGGACCGAAAAGAGGCGAUGAUUACAGUGGAUGAUGGAAUAAGGAAGCUGAAAUUGUUGGAUGCCAAAGGCAAAGUGUGGACUCAAGACAUGAUUCUUCAAGUGGAUGACAAAGCUGUCAGUUUGGUGGACUUGGAAUCAAAGAAUGAACUGGAGAAUUUUCCUUUGAGCACAAUUCAGCAUUGCCAAGCUGUGAUGAAUGCAUGCAACUACAAUUCAAUUCUUGCAUUAAUAUGUAAAGAACCAACCCAAAACAAGCCUGAUUUGCAUCUUUUCCAGUGUGAUGAAAUUAAGGCUACCCUUAUUCAUGAAGAUAUUGAAAGUGCAAUCAGUGACAGCAAAAGUGGGAAACAAAAGAAGAGGCUUGAGACACUGAGAAUGAUCUCCAAAGCGGACAGUGCCAUCCCCCCACCCCCACGGGCCCCUGCCCCCGUGCCCCCGGGGACCAUCACGCAGGUGGACGUGCGGAGCCGCGUGGCAGCGUGGUCGGCGUGGGCCUCGGAGCAGGGCGACUAUGAAAAGCACAGACAAUACCACGAGCAGGAAGAAACAGCAGAGAUGAUAGCAGCCAGGAUUGACAGAGAUGUUCAAAUUCUGAACCAUAUUUUGGAUGACAUAGAGUAUUUUGUUACCAAACUGCAAAAAGCUGCUGAAGCAUUUGCUGAACUUUCAAAGAGGAAGAAAACUAAAAAAAGUAAAAAGAAAGGACCUGGAGAGGGUGUUCUUACGCUCCGUGCAAAGCCACCACCUCCAGAUGAAUUUGUUGACUGCUUCCAAAAAUUCAAGCAUGGCUUCAAUCUCCUGGCCAAGUUGAAGUUCCAUAUCCAAAAUCCUAGUGCAGCUGAUCUGGUUCAUUUUCUCUUUACCCCACUACAUAUGGUGGUACAGACGACAGGAGGUCCAGAGCUUGCCAGCACAGUGCUCAGCCCGCUGCUGACAAAGGACACCAUAGACUUCCUGCGGUACACCGUCACCAGCGAGGAGGGGCAGCUCUGGCUGUCCCUGGGCGACUCAUGGACCAAAGCCAGAGCUGAAUGGCCAAAAGAGCAUUUUAUCCCCCCGUACGUCCCCCGUUUCCGGAAUGGUUGGGAGCCUCCUUUGCUGAACUUCAUGGGAGCCCCAAAGGAGCAGGAGCUCAACCAUUUGGCCGAGUCUGUGGCAAACGUGGCAGAGCAACAGCGGAAGCAAGAGAUGAAAAGACUGUCCAGUGAGCCUCCCGGCGUUCCCGACUACCCCCCGGCGGAUGGGUAUGCAUUCGGUAACACGGUGUACAAGAGAGGGCCUCUGCUGGACCAGGGGGCAGCUGUGGCUGCCUUUAAGCAAACUGUUAGCCGACAUGUAGAUAGAAAUUAUGAAGCACACAAUAAAGCACAGAGCAAGAAAUACGCCAAAUGCAAGUACGAAUUCGUGGCAAGAAACAACAGUGAGCUUUCUGUCAUGAAAGAAGAGAUUGUGGAGAUUCUGGAUGACAGAAAGCAGUGGUGGAAGGUUCAGAACAAAAGUGGCAGCACAGGCUUUGUGCCAAACAACAUUUUGGACCCUCUGAGGAACGCAGAAGGCGGUCAGGGAUGGCCAGAGCCUGCCUACACCCGCACCAUCCAGCUGUUGAUGCCAAAGAAGGAGUUUGAAUUAUUUAAGAAGCAGCGGACGGAGCACGUCGCGAAGCAGCCCGAGCCGGCCCCCGCCACGCCCUCGCCGCCCCCCACGCCCGCUCCGGUGCCCGUGGCCGUGCCCCUGCCUCCCAGUGCCCCAGCUCCCAUCCCAGUCCCCGUGCCCAAGGCGCCGGCCGCCGUCAGCCGCCAGAGCAGCACCUCCAGCGACAGCGGCGGCAGCGUGGCCCGCGACUCCCAGCGGCAGAAGCAGAUUCCCGUGGAUCGCAGGAAAUCCCAGAUGGAGGAAGUGCAGGAUGAGCUUGUCCACCGGCUCACCAUCGGCCGGAGCGCUGCCCAGAGGAAAUUCCACGUGCCACGGCCAAACAUCCCCGUGGUGAACAUCACCUACGACUCCUCUCCCGAGGAUGUGAAAGCCUGGCUGCAGUCCAAAGGAUUCAACCCCGUGACUGUGAACAGCCUCGGUGUGCUGACAGGGGCUCAGCUCUUCUCCCUCAAUAAAGAGGAACUGAGGACUGUUUGCCCAGAAGGGUCGAGAGUCUACAACCAAAUUACGGUACAGAAAUCUGCCUUGGAGGCUAGCAGUGGUAGUUCAGAACUGCAAGAAAUUAUGAGAAGACGGCAAGAAAAAAUCAGUGCAGCUGCCACAGAUUCAGGUGUGGAGUCCUUUGAUGAAGGAAGCAGCCACUAAAUGUGUUUCCUCUUUUCUUUAAUUCCAUUGUCCAUAGCAUUAAACCAUCCAGCUUUGCUUUAGGAAGCAGUGAAGGGGAAUGUCUUAUUGUAUUGUAAAUGUAACUAGCCAACAUAAAGAAAAUUUCCAGUAGUCUCCACAGAAGUACCUGCUGCUGGCUCCUCACCACGAGAAAUGAACAGAUGAGAAAUGCUGUGGGCAUUCCUGACAGGUGAAAAUAUUGGUACAUGAUUCUUUACACCCGGAGAGGAGGCUUGGCUUUGUGGAAUUAACAUGACAGAUAAAAUGGGGCACGUCUUUGUUGGUGAUUCAUCUGAGCCAGCAAUAAAAAAAGCACUUGAACCCUUCAGUAAUAAUAAGAUUCCGAAUCCCAUCUCUUGCUGUAGUGUGCAAUUAUGUCUUUUUUGGCUCAGUCUUUCUUGUCAGGCAUUUGGCUGCAGGAUGUUUACUUAAGUUGUCGGCUCCAGGAAAUGUUUAGGGAAUGAACAGCAGCCCAACACAGACUGAAUCUUUCCUGCACCACUCCCAAGGUGUUUUAUUACUAAUGAUGCUGUUUAUAGCAAAAUAAUAUUCUGUACGUUGAUUUUAUCCGUAUUUCACCUGUGAUGAACGAUAAUAUUGCACAAGAAAGAGAAACUAGAAAAUAGUAACACAACCCAGCUCAAAGAGGUGAUGAGAUCUGCUGUAGCCAUGCAACAACUCACAGUAUAUAUAUUUUUAAAUAUAAUUGCAUUUUUUUUGUCUGUAACUUAACCCAUCAAAAAGAACAGUGUAUAAUCUAGACUUCUCUGUGUGUUGAUCCCAGAUAUCAGUUUUUCCUCAUGCAAAAAGCCUUUGUAAUUUCCUUUAUAAAAGUAAUCUUUUGGAAAAGUGGAUUCCUGAAGGCAAAACAGGGGAAAAAAGAAAAGAGAAACAUCCCUUCCAGAAAAGGUUAUUUUUGGAGAUGCAAUGAUUUUUGUCACAAAAUGUUCUGUUUCACAUGGUCAUGUGAUUUUAUAUAUAAUAUAUGUAUUAUAUAUAAUAUAUAAUAUCACUUAAUUUAGACAAAUUUAAUCAUCUAGUUUGAGUAAGUUUCAUAGUGCCUUUUUCACAUGAAUCAGCUUAAAGUCUGCAAUAAACAGUAUUUCUUGUCUGUUAAAUUAUUGUAUCUUUGUGGCUACAAAGACAGUAUUGAAAUAAGAAAGUAAUCUUCGAUUUUUGCCAUUAGUUUGCUUUUCCUCUGCAUACAAGGGAAAAAAAUCUAUUCAUUUUUCACAAAUGAAAAUUAAAAUCUUAAUAAAGGUGUUAGUGCCAUUUAUUGUAAA